Messenger RNA from Triticum dicoccoides, 542 nucleotides. RefSeq names its product 25.3 kDa vesicle transport protein-like. Gene Ontology annotation, molecular function: SNAP receptor activity. Gene Ontology annotation, biological process: endoplasmic reticulum to Golgi vesicle-mediated transport; retrograde vesicle-mediated transport, Golgi to endoplasmic reticulum. Lineage: Eukaryota; Viridiplantae; Streptophyta; Magnoliopsida; Poales; Poaceae. The coding region runs from base 213 to 470 and encodes 85 amino acids. The transcript is spliced from 4 exons. The record is from RefSeq and is a predicted model, not a curated record.
GCUUACAAAAAGAGGCAAGCUGAAGAGGAAGGUUGGAAGAAGGAGAGCAACUGUGCAUUGUUAUGAUUGCCUCUUCCUCCUGUUGCUAAGUGUCACAGGCAAAAGGACCAAGUGCGGGCGGGUGAGCAUCAGGAGUCCAGUUGAUUGGCUUCGGCCUUUGAGUUGCUGCUGGCUAGCGGUGCCGCUUCUGAGCGUCUCCUCACCCCUCACUCAUGUGGCCCCUUCAACUGGUGGCACUUUUGCUUGUGUCUUGUUAUCUUUUCGAAAUGGUGAAGCUGACAAUGAUAGCCUGUAUCACUGAUGGCCUUUCAUUUGCGGAGUGCUUAGAUGGUGGUUAUGUUAAGGAUGUUGUCUUCUACAAGCAGCAAGCAAAAUUGUUGUUCAAAAACAUAUAUAAAGGCCAACAUGAAUCAUCAAGACUGUCAACUGAGACUGGACCAUACCGUUCCAGGUUAAGGUUGCAGGAAUAGCUUUAUAUUAGGAGCAGCUUCUCCACCACCACUCAGCGGUAGAGGAGGUGUGCUUCUUCCCCAACACAACAU